Messenger RNA from Drosophila suzukii, 865 nucleotides. RefSeq names its product chymotrypsinogen B. Gene Ontology annotation, biological process: proteolysis. The record is from RefSeq and is a predicted model, not a curated record. Lineage: Eukaryota; Metazoa; Arthropoda; Insecta; Diptera; Drosophilidae. Gene Ontology annotation, molecular function: serine-type endopeptidase activity.
AGGGAAGGAAGAUAUGGCUGUUUUCCUCGCGAUUUUCGGGAUCGUUUUUCUUUGGUCAGGGGCUAUGGCACAGUUCCUGGAACCAAAUUGCGGUCUCUCAGGCAUUACGCCUAAAAUAAUGCAUGGCCAGGAUGCAGAGCACGGAGCCAAUCCUUGGAUGGCAUACAUUUACAAGACUAGCAAUGAGAGUGUAACUGAGUUUGUAUGCGGCGGAACUCUUAUCCACAAAGAAUUUGUUUUGACUGCAGCUCACUGCAUUGUUAAUGACGACAUUCUUGCCGUGCGCCUUGGAGAAUAUUUUUCGCAGAGCAGGUCUAGUACAUCCUGGGAUUUCGCAGUGACCAAGGCCUUUCGAAAUAAGCAUUAUAAGCAAGCAGAGCAUAUCCAUGAUAUAGGGAUACUGAGGGUGGGCCCAGAAGUGCAGUUUAACGCCUUCAUUAGGCCCGUUUGCAUCCUCACGGAUCCAACAAAAGUACCCAUCGUCAGAACCUACAGAGCAGCAGGUUGGGGAAAAACGGAAAACGAGAAAACAGCGAGGGUGUUACAGAUUUUGGAGCUGAACGAACUGGAUGCAUCUGAUUGCUAUAACGCUUUUUGGGUGAGGACCACCGAGAGCCAGAUCUGUGCAGGACAUCCCAUCGGGGACACCUGUAUGGGCGACUCUGGAGGUCCAUUGGUCCACCAGGUUUCCAUUGAUGGUCAACUGCGGUACGUGCAACUUGGAAUCGUUAGUUUCGGCAGCACGGAGUGCCGAAGUCCGGGGGUUUAUACUCGGGUUACCAGCUAUAUCGAGUGGAUCCUUAAAGUCGUAAAUAAUUACUCGGUACACAGGCAAUGGAACAUACAAUUUCGAAAUGAGCCUUGA